GUAAAUUAUCGCCUUGGGCGCAAUUUUAUAAUGUGAUCUACCUGUCACACUGUUGAAUAGAUUAAAUGUUUUGUUCAACACUGCUGCAUCGACAUACGAGUUUAAACAUAUUAUAUUUUUACGUUUUUAUGUUAUUAACUAUCUUAAAUGACGUCAUUAAUGAAUACAGCGAUAGAAAACUUGCAUAUUUGAUUUUGAUAGAAAACACAUUGUCUGGGGAUAUGCAACUGUAAGUGGAAGGCGGUACCUUAAAAGAGCUGAACUUUGUAAAGGAAAAUGGACAAUCCAGGAAGAAAUAUCGAUGUAGAAUCUGAAAAGGCUCGCGAAGCGGAAGUAGGAUAUGGCGCUACCGGAAAUGGUUAUAAGUCAUCUGCUGAUUCAAAACUAGCGAUGGCGGAAACCUACAAGAUGACUAAGUUCCAAGUUCUCAAAAAUCUGGUUGUCGUCAGUAUUGCAUUCUUGUUUUUAUUUACGGCGUUCCAGUCUUUGUCUAAUUUGCAAAGUAGUCUGAACAGAGAAGAGGGUAUCGGCACCGUCGGACUGUCGGUAAUAUACGGUGCGCUUGUAAUUUCUUGUAUGUUUUUACCACCGUUUAUUAUCGAUAUUAUCGGAUGCAAGUGGACAGUUGCAUUUUCCAUGUUAUGUUACAUUCUAUACAUGGCGGCAAAUUUCUACGCAACCUGGUGGACAAUUAUUCCAAGUGCGAUAAUUCUUGGCAUCGGCGCAGCACCGCUGUGGUCUGCGAAAUGCACGUAUCUGACGCAGACGGGAACAUGGUAUUCCAAAAUGACCGGAAGAACAGAGGAUGACAUCAUCAAUCGAUUCUUCGGAGUUUUCUUCAUGAUCUUUCAAACAAGUCAAAUAUGGGGCAAUCUAAUUUCAUCCAUGGUGUUUAGUGAGCGUGGCGAUAAUGCGACGACUGAGGUCACAGAAGAAGCCCUCCAAAAGUGUGGCGCCAACAACUGCCCAGCAGACGACAUUGGUAAUAAUACAAAUCUCAAAAAACCGGAACUUAAACAGGUAUACACUGUCUGUGGGAUUUAUAUUGCCAGUGCCUUUGUGGCGUUCCUUAUUGUGGCCUUAUUUCUGGACAAGAUAAAUCUAGACAAACAUGACAACAGGACAGGCAAACGGAAAUUGUCGUUCCAUCUCCUGCUAGAAACCUUCAAGCACAUGUGGCGCAACCCCUACCAGAAACUGCUGAUACCGUUAACAAUUUACAGUGGUAUAGAACAGGCGUUUAUAGCUGGGGAUUUUACCAGGUCGUACAUCAGUUGUUCUAUCGGUAUUUGGAAUGUAGGCUUUGUAAUGAUAUGCUAUGGUGUGGUUGAUGCCGCUUGCUCAUUCACGUUUGGCAGGCUCGUACAAUACGUCGGACAUAUUCCAUUCUUUAUUUUAGCAUUUGCCGUUCAUUUAGCAUGUCAGAUAACUAUGCUGCAUUGGAUUCCGGACCCAGACAAGACGUUUGUGUUCUAUAUUCUAGCUGCAUUGUGGGGUAUUGGUGACGCUGUGAUCCAAACACAAAUAAACGCUUUGUACGGGUUCUUGUUCAGCGACAAUCCGGAAGCGGCAUUUGCUAACUACAGACUAUGGGAGAGCAUCGGUUUCAUAUUUGCUUUCGGUUACAGCAGCUUUAUCUGUACGGAUAUCAAGCUAUACAUCUGCAUCGCCGUGCUUUCUGUUGGCAUGGUAUUGUAUGCUUGUACAGAAAUUCUCCACAGGAAGAAAAAUUGCCAAUCAGUGGACAUCACCAGAUAAGGAGUCCCUUCGGGAAGAAUUUCAAACCCCGUGAUAAAAUCUGAAAGAUCCUAUCUCAAAAAAUGAUAAUGUAUAUAAGCUAAUAAACACUACUUUUAGAUAUUUUCUGAUUCAAACUACAAGGGCCUACUAUAUUUUCCUUCAUGUGAAAAAGUCUGUUUAAUAUGCAAGUAGACAGUUGAAGUAGGCACAGGCAGAUGAAGGGGAAUAUUUUAGUAACGUUCGUAAACUUAACAGCAUAUUCUUACGGGACCAAAUGAGCCACGCCAUGAGAAAACCAACACUUGCAUUUACGACCAGCAUGGAUCCAGACCAGCCUGCGCAUACGCGCAGUCUGGUCAGGAUCCAUGUUGUUUGCUUUCAAAGCUUAUUGCAAUAAGAGAAACCGUUAGCGAACAGCAUGGAUCCUGACCAGACUGCGCGGAUGCGCAGGCUGGUCUGGAUCCAUGUUUCUCGCAAAUGCACUAUGUUGGUUUUCUCAUGGCGCGGCUCAAAUGAACUAAUUACUACGACUAGGUUGAAACGAGACACAAGAUAGUUUAGCAGUUGUUAAGGGAUUAGCUAUUAUAUUUUUAGAAUUUUAUUUAGUUUUAUGAAAAUGUUUUUUUUUUGUAUUUUCAUUAAUUUUCGGAUGGAUGAAAUUUUCUGAUCGAUGCAAAAACCAUACUGGAGUAAUGAUAUUUAAAACUACAAAAAAUCUGGUGCCAUCUUACAUAUCUGAUAUUUUAACAUUUUCCAGCAAUGAAAUUUAUGGCCUUAGAUCAGUUGUACAUAAUGAUAUUUUAAUACCUAAAUGUCGCACGAAUUAUAUGAAAAGAUCAUUUGGCUAUAAUAUUGCUAAAGUAUGGAAUAUCAUUCCACAAAAUAUUCGUUGUGUGGAUUAACUUACUUAUUUCAAAAGCAAAUACAAAAAAAUACUUAUUAGCAUCUAAAUAAGCUACAGCAUUUUUUCUUCUGCAAUUGCUAUUUAUUUAGUUUCUUUUUAAUGGGUGAAUGCAUAUCUGAGUGAUUUUACUUUUUAUGAUUGUAUACAUAUUUUUUUCUAAUUAAAUGGAGUGUUUGUCAAGAGUGAAUGCUGUGUUUAAAUGUUCAUCAUUCUAAUUCUGUCUUAUAUUAUAAUUAGAUAAUCAGUUUUAAUCUGUUUUUGUUGUUGAACUGUUUUUAUCAAUAUUACAGAAGGCCACAUUGAAACUUAAGAUAUUUAAUAUGUUCUAACACUGUUAUAUAUCUAUAUGUGUUACCUUCUUUAAAUAAAGCUAUUAUUAUUAUUAUUUAAGUUACAAUUUUAAGAUUUACAUAUUUAAACAUCUGUAAUACAUUUACCCCUUUUAUCAUAGCGAUAAAAAUCCAUUUCCCGAUGAUGAAAAAACAAAACAAUCAAACACAUUGCAGGUGUCACAUAGCAAAGCUAGUAUGAUGAAAGAGAAAACAACAACAACAAACAAAAUGUAUGUUACCAUCUACGAAAAGUGUAAAUUAGUUAAGAGCAGUGUUCUUUGUUUUUAAAAUUCAAGCCGAUGCUAAGUAAAAACACCCUACAUAUAUUUGUAAAUUGCAAGUUGUUUCCUAAACACAGUUUGAAUCUUCUUUAUGCAUUUUAACUGAAUUUCAUUUAUGAGUUUUCAAACAAAAAAUGAGUUUCAAACAAAAAAUUCAUAUUGAAAUGAAAAGAAGAGCAGCGCGGUUUUCUUCGUUUUCCGUCUGCAGCAGACGACACAAUUUUAUCUUCUGGUUCUUCUAGCGACAAGGUUGAAACGAGACACAGGAUAGUUUAACAGUUGUUAAGGGACUAGCUAUUAUAUUUUUAGAAUUGUAUUUAGUUUUAUGAAAAUGUUUGUUUUUUGUAUUUUCAUUAAUUUUACAUAUUUUGAGCUCACAUGAACUUUGUUCAAGGUGAGCUAUUACUAGUAGUAUAGAAGGAUAGUCCGGCGUCCGGCAUCAAUAUUACACUGAAAAUGGUCUGUAUCAUCCUAAGAUAGACCUCUGUCAAGUUUUUUUCCAUGGUAAAACUUGGCCUCUUAAAGGUUGCCAGAGCUCAAAAUAGGAAAACAUUGAAACGACUUCUCAUGAACUGUAUGUUGGAUGUCUGAAGCAUCAUUAUAAAGUCUUCUACCGGGAACACUCUCUCCAUACUGGCGGCCACUGGGGCUUAAAACAGAAAGCUGUAAACAACUUCUUCUCAUGAACCGCUCGUUGGAUUUUCAUCAUACUUGGUCUGAAACAUCGUGAUAAAGUCUUCUCCCACAUUUUUUCAAGUGGGGACACUCUGUCUUUUUGAUGGUGACUGGAGCAAAAAAAUAGAAAACUUUGAACAACUUCUUCUCAUGACACGCUUGAUGUAUUAUCAUCACACUUGGUCUGUAACACCACUUGGCCACAGGAGCUAUAAGUAGGAAAAACUUUAAACAACCAUUUGAUGGAUCAUCACAUGGUGUCUAGCAUCCUUCCAUUGUCUUCUCAUAAAAUUGCUGAUAUGGUUCUGCUUGGUCCCUAUAAUGGACUACCAAAGCUUAAAAUUGAAACAAAAUUACCUUUUGUAUGAACAACCUGAUAGAUAUUCAGCAUUUUUGGUAUGUAGCAUCAUUGUUAAAUCCUCUCUCAAGCAUAUUCAAAUUAUUCUGGUUGCUUUGCUGCCAAAGCAAAAAAAAAAUAAAAAAUAAAAUUGAAUAACUGUUAACGAAGUGCUGAAUGGAUAUUCACCAAACUUGUCUGAAGGCUGCGGUCUUCCUCAGGUGAGCGACUUAGGCUUAUCUCUGACUCUUGUAAUUGUUUAUUUAACGUUUUCAGAUGACAUAUAGUAUACGUGAUGUAGUACAUAUCUUAUUUGUAAAUUUAUAUUUACCUUACCCGCUACAAGUACUUUUGUAACUGCGUUAAUGGGCGCAUAAUAAAAUUUAUUUUACA
Messenger RNA from Mercenaria mercenaria, 4662 nucleotides. Its product is annotated as protein unc-93 homolog A-like. Gene Ontology annotation, molecular function: potassium channel regulator activity. Gene Ontology annotation, cellular component: plasma membrane; striated muscle dense body. The coding region runs from base 277 to 1758 and encodes 493 amino acids. Gene Ontology annotation, biological process: regulation of muscle contraction; regulation of potassium ion transport. Lineage: Eukaryota; Metazoa; Mollusca; Bivalvia; Venerida; Veneridae. The record is from RefSeq and is a predicted model, not a curated record. The transcript has 7 exons.